Messenger RNA from Aureobasidium musti, 3174 nucleotides. The record is from the annotation of a GenBank genome assembly. NCBI's taxonomy places the organism in Eukaryota, Fungi, Ascomycota, Dothideomycetes, Dothideales, Saccotheciaceae.
AUGGCCGAAUCAGAAGCAGACAAGAUUCGCAACAAGCGUCUUGCCAAACUUGGUGGCGGCUCAGGCCCAUCUUCACCAGCACCAUCGUCCCCAAGCAUCGAGACACCACCAGCCUCAUCUUCGUCCACCUCACAAGAUAAACCGGCAGAAGCAGCAGGCAACCCUUUCUCACAGCUCGGCAUCAAAAGCGAGACAAAGACGCCUGUCAAGAUCAACAUCACACCUUCCGCUGCCCAAAAGCGCCCCAACGACGACUCGCCUCAGCCACGGUCACGCCCGCAAGCCUCGGAAUCGCUCAACACAUGGGAAGAUCGCCAGCUCAGUCAGAUUUUCCGUCUGUCGCUGAAGCCUGACCUCGUUCGAGAUGGUUCUGCACAGCCUUUGUAUUAUCUUGAGAGUGUGCGAGGAGAUCUGCUCGAACAGAAUGAACCCCUUCAGCUCAAGACAAGCCUGCUGGACCAGGCCCUUCCCGAAGCUGCCGGGCUGCUAAAAGACAUCACACCACUGGACUAUUUGCUGGCAUGUUGGAAGCGCAUCUCCAAGGCUUGCCGAGGCAUGAGGAGCACAGACACCGAGAACCCAAGAUUCAGAGUCUUGAUGGAGGCCAGACGACUCUGCAUGAGUUACUGCAUCUUCGCCAUCACCAUGCCCGAGAUGUUCGGUUUCGAGACGCCACCAGAGAACGCAUUAGCAAAACAUCUCCUUGCAGAACCCCACAGUGAUUCUGGUAUUGAUCACGACUUCCUUAACGAGGCUGUUUCACGUUUCGAGGACGACGAGUCGAUCAAGGAUGCUCUAGUUGGUGCCGUGGAACAGCUUAGCAGGCAGCUGGCUACACUGUCCAUGAACGACAUCGAAUACAAGCACUACCUCACCGCUAUCAGAAAUCUUACCCACUACCCAAAGAUUGUAGACGCCAUCACUCAAUCACCCGCCUUCCUGCCCGAAGGCGUUGCGGCGCAGGACAUCGAGAUGGUCACUAUCCUAGGCCCAUUCUUCCGUCUCUCACCUCUGCAGAAUGGCGUUGCACAAAGCUUCUUCACCACACCCAGGUCGAAAGACAGGGCUUACAUCAUCAAUGCUCAACGUUCGCUCCGCAUGACACUCAAUACCCAUCAGGAAGAGCUCUUUGACCUUGCUAACAAGAUCGUCAAAUCUGGAAAGGAGCCACGUGAGAAGAUGCUCGAUUGGUUCGCUCACUGUAUGAACACCAACCACAAACGUCGUGCUAUGAGAGUCGACGAGAAGACCACAUCAUCAGAUGGCUUCAUGAUCAACAUCACAAACUGUCUUGAUCGACUCUGUGACCCUUUCAUGGACGCUACAUUCAGCAAGAUUGACCGCAUUGAUGUCAACUACCUGCGAAGAAACCCUAGAGUCGAUAUCUCUGAUGAGACCAAGAUGAACGCGGAUCAGAAGACCUCCGACGCCUUUUAUGAGCAGAAAGUUGACGGCACCAACAAUUUCAUUUCUGAAAUCUUCUUCCUCACAGUAGCUGCUCACCAUUACGGCACCGAGGCGGCAAGUUCCAGGAUGGAAGAAUUGCAGAAGCGCGUCAAACAUAUGGAGAAGGAGCUCGAGAGGAUUGAAGCAGAAAGACACAAAUACACCCACGAUCCUAGAUACGCCACACGCUUCGAACAGCACUUGCAGAAGUACAGAGACGAGGUCGACAGAGUUCACAGCAUCAUCCAUGCAACUACGGGUGUGUUGCUUGACGAGGUUUCUCAAGCAAGAUCCAUGCAGUUCAUGCGGUAUGUUAUUGUCUGGAUUCUAAGUCUAGCAUCGGGGCAGAACCUGCCCAAGGAGACUCUGCGACUGCCGCUACCUGCAGAGCAGCCUGAAGUGUUCAAAUGCCUUCCUGAGUAUUUCCUUGAAGAUGUUGUAGACAACUUCAAGUUCAUCACUGCANACGUUCCUCACAUCAUCACUUCUACUCAAUGUGAGGAGCUAGCCACGGUUUGUAUCACCUUCUUGCGCAACUCGAACUACAUCAAAAAUCCGUACAUGAAGGCUGGACUGGUCACGAUUCUAUUCCAUGGUGUCUGGCCCUUCGGCAACUUCUCUAAAGGAGUCCUUGGUGACCUUCUCAACGGAUCAGAGUUCUGUCACAAACAUCUCUUGCACGCACUCAUGCAGUUCUACAUCGAGUGCGAAAGUACUGGAACCCACACGGCAUUCUACGAUAAGUUUAACAUACGAUACGAGAUCUUCCAAGUGUUCAAGAGCAUCUGGUCAAAUCCUGUUUAUCGACACAAUCUUGGAAAAGAAGCGGACGUCAACACCGAAUUCUUUGUUCGCUUUGUCAACCUUUUGCUGAACGAUGUGACAUAUGUCUUGGACGAAGUCUUCGGUUCGUUCACUAAGAUCCACGACUUGCAAGAAGAACUGAAAGCCCCUGGUUCGGAGAGUAUGGAGCAGGCGACCAGGCAAGAAAAGGAAGAAGCACUGGCGGAACAACAAGGCCGAGCCAAGUCUUACAUGGGCUUGACCAAGGAAACUGUCGCCAUGCUUAAGUUGUUUACAGAUGCUCUGGCGGGCGCUUUCACUAUGCCGGAGAUCGUACAACGCCUUGCAGACAUGCUGGAUUACAACCUGGACGCGAUGGUUGGGCCACGACGACGUAAUCUCAAGGUGGACCAGCCCGAACAAUACGGGUUCAAGCCUCGAGAGCUGCUGUCGGAUCUAGUGGACGUCUACUUGAACCUGUCACAUCGCGAGAGCUUCCGUCAAGCAAUUGCUCGUGAUGGUCGCUCGUACAAGCCUGCCAACUUCACAGAGGUCAUGCAACUCAUGGAAGGCUUUGGUCUCAAAUCUGCCGAGCAGAUCAAGCAGUUUACUGACUUGACUGAUGCCGUGGCAGUUGUACACGCGCAAGAAGUCAUGGCCGAAGAGGACCUUGGCGAGAUUCCAGAUGAGCUUCUUGACCCCAUCAUGGGUUCAUUGAUGGAGGAUCCUGUCUUGUUGCCCAGCAGUAGACAGAUUGUCGACCGCAGCACCAUCCGCUCGCAUCUACUCUCAGACUCUACCGAUCCUUUCAAUCGUGUACCACUCGCUUUCGAGGAUGUGGUGCCAGCUGAAGACAAGAAGAAAGAGAUUCUGGCAUUUAUUGAGAUGAAGAGAAAGGAAAAGGCUGCUACCAGCGCCGGCGACCCGAUGGACACAAGUACUUGA